Eruca vesicaria subsp. sativa (arugula) is the source of this 312-nucleotide messenger RNA. The record is from the annotation of a GenBank genome assembly. NCBI's taxonomy places the organism in Eukaryota, Viridiplantae, Streptophyta, Magnoliopsida, Brassicales, Brassicaceae.
AUGGCUUCAGCUAAAGUGUCUUUACUCCAAACAGACAGUUCGGGGACAAGUUAUGGUGAAGGAGGAGGAUCAGGGGAGCCAUCUUCUCGUUUGGCUUCAACAUGGAGAAACAUGAAACAAGGAAUCCAGAGUUUUAAAGAGAAUGUAACCACCAAGAAGUUUCUUCCACUGAGGCAAGGUCCUGAAACAGCAACAGUAAGUAGCACAAGAGUGAUGAGUUCAUCAAUGCUGCAGUCUCUAGAUGAGAUAUUCCAGAGAUUGAAAAACCGGUCAGUAGAACAUAGACACUACCUCGAUAAUGAUGAAGUUUGA